AUUCGCGUUCAAACGGUUGCGCAUGCGCUGUGAAAACAGGAAGCGAAUUCAUCUGCUUAGCUUACUAAUUAAAAAAAUCUCACAGUGAUAAAACGACAUAGCCUAUAGUCUUCUUUAAGCGUUAUCCACGUCUUUCGGAAAUGUAGUAAAAAUGUUUUGGGCUAGUUUUUUUCAGUCUAUGUCAGCUCAAUAAGGGCGGGGCUCUGACACGAAAGUAAGGCGAAAGAGAUAUUUCUACAGGGCAAAAAAUAUUGAUUGAUCUCAUUGUUGAUCAUCUUUAUUAAAUUUGGAUUCAAACGUGGAACAUGUUAAGACUUGUUUUAUUCUUAUCAUUGGCAGCAGCUGUGUCUGGUGCAGAGACGGAUAAAACUGAGCCUGUGUCGGUGAUGGAGGGAGAUUCUAUUACUCUACAAACGAAUCUUACCGAAAUACUGAAUGGUGACACUAUAGUGUGGAUGUUUGGCUCUAACGACGCUCUCAUAUCUCAAAUUGGAAGAAAGGAUCACUUUACCUCAUUUUUUGUCACUGAUGAUGUGAAAUUCAGAGACAGAUUGCACCUGGACCAAACUGGAUCUCUCACCAUCAGAAACACUAGAACCAAACACGCAGGACAAUAUAAACUAAUCAUCAUGAGAGAAAAAACCACGUCCAAGAUAUUUAUUGUUAAUGUUUUAGUUGUGGUUGGUGAGAGGGAUGGAAUAAAGUCAUUGUCAGUGCCGGUGAAGGAGGGAGAUCCUGUCACUCUACACCCUGACGCUGAAAUACACAAAGAUGCUCUACUGCUGUGGAGGUUUGUAGAAGGCGGCAUUCUCCUGGCUAGAGUGGACAUUGAGACUAACGAGACCUCAGUAAACAACGCUAAUGAGAGAUUCAGAGACCGACUGGAGCUGGAUCAGACCGGAUCGCUGACUAUCAAGAACACCAGAAGCACAGACUCCGGACUUUAUGAACUUCAGAUCAGAGGCAGUGAGGGCUUACAGCGGUUCUUUGUUUCUGUCAUUGAUCCAGGUCCGUCUUCAGGUGUUAUAGCAGGAAUCAUGUUAGGUGUUAUAGCUGUUCUUCUGCUGCUCGCGGUCGGAGCUGUUGCUCAGGUUCACUAUCGCCGCAGGAUUUCGAAAUUACAAAGUCAAAUCAGUGAAGAGAAAGAGUCAGUGAUGGAGGGAAAAUCUGUCACUCUACAAACUGGUCUUACUGAAAUACAGGGGGAUUGUACCGUAGAGUGGUGCUAUGAAGAUCAAGGCAAUCUCGUUGGUAAAAUCAAUUCAAAGUCCACAGAGACGUAUGAUGGUGCUGAUGGGAGAUUCAGAAGCAAACUAAGCCUGAAUGCAGUUGGAGAUCUCACUAUCAGUAACACCAGGACCAUUCAUUCUGGACUCUAUAAACUGAAGAUCAGCAGCAGCAGAAAACCCAUAUACAAGAAAUUCUCUGUUACCAUCAACGUGGAGUCAGUGCCAGUGAAAGAGGGAAAUUCCGUCACUCUUCAGACUGAUGCUGAAAUAAAGGAAGGCGAUCUGAUCCUUUGGACGUUUGGAGCUAUGAACAUUCUGGUCAUUAGAGCCGAACGAGCAGGAACAAUUAGUGUUAACGAGAGUUUCAAAGACAGACUGGAGCUGGAUCAUCAGACCGGAUCUCUGACCAUCAAAAACACUAGAAUCGCAGACUCUGGACAUUUUAAAUUACAGAUCAUCAAUCGCAAUAAGACCAGAUUCAGAAGAUUCAAUGUCACCUUCAUUGCUUCUACAGAAAACCAAGAUAAUUCAGAGAUUGUAUUGAUGCCGCUGUUGAAUGGAGAUGUUGCCGAUGGAGGAAAUCAGCAUUAAGUUCAUAAGAUAAGACGCAUCCAGCAGCGUCAGUCACUCUGAAAUCAUUUGAGCUCAACAACAAAUUUCUGCUUUUAAUAAUAUGAGAAACAAAAAGUUUUCUAGGGAGCACAAGCAGAAGGGGCCAAACCGUUCACGGUCAAUACGAAUCGUACAUAACACUUCCAGAAGAUCCGUGGUGCUACAACUACCAAACAUCAGCUUUAAAAGUCCAGUACACUCCUAAAAUAACUGAUAAAAGGUAGUUUCUGCUGUGAUGCAAUUGAAGAAUUGUUCCUUAAACAAUCUUUCAGUGAACAGUUCAUGCUAUUGUACAAAAAAGCUAACUUUUUUUAAUAUAAUUUUUUUUAUGAAUAUACAGAGUAUAUAUAUAUGUAGCUAAGUUAACUUUUAAGCUUUUAUGUUAAUAUUCAUUUUUCCUUGUUUAUGUGUUUUCAUUGUUGUUGAAUCUCAGGCUUGUGGAGUUUGAUGAACUGUUUUGUGUUAAUGAAUGUUGCUGAGAAGCAGUUUUGGUUUUAACAGUAUAUGUUGAAUUUGUGCUGAUAAUUCAUUCCACCAGCCAAGAACAGUGAAGGAAAAUGUUCUGGAGAGUGAUUUUGAGCCGGUCCAUAAUGGUACCACGAGGCGUUCACCCUCGUUCACGGAUUUAAGGCUUCGGGACGGGAUGCAGAUUCUUAAAAAUGAGUGAAAACUGGGCCUGUGGCUGUUAGCAUCAGUGUUUUUGUCAGUGCAAGGAGAUAAAGAGAGGUGUAAUAUGGGCUCUUUUGGGUUCGUUGAAAACCCAUCUCAUUGUUACAUUCUGAACCAUUUGUAGACGUUUGAUUGUCCAGCCAAGAGCUUUGCAGUAGUCCAGCCAAUUCACACUCAACAAUUUAAUCAUGUUUUUAUUUACUUUUUUUGAAUUGUGUUUUGCUCUGUUUAAUAAUUCUGAAUAUGUAUUCAUGUAUAUUAUAUAAGGUGACUCUGUGUGCUCCUGUUUGCUGCUGCAGGACUUAUUUAUAUAACAGAUCAAUUUUGAAAAACAAAAUGUAAAAACACUUGAAGAAAUUAAAUGUAUUAUUUUUAAA
This is a messenger RNA of Puntigrus tetrazona (Sumatra barb), 2887 nucleotides long. RefSeq lists its product as uncharacterized. The record is from RefSeq and is a predicted model, not a curated record. Bases 306 to 1820 code for a protein of 504 amino acids. NCBI's taxonomy places the organism in Eukaryota, Metazoa, Chordata, Actinopteri, Cypriniformes, Cyprinidae. The transcript has 7 exons.